AGGAAAAAAAAGUGUCUGUGUCACUUGUUUUGUUUGCAAAGCCCAAAAAUUAUAAAAUGCAAAUAAUUUGAUUUUCAAAGUUCCAUCAAGUUUAUCUAAUAUCAAAUAUAAAAACCUGUGAUCCAUAUUGUAUACUUUUGCAGAGGUCAAAUUAUCUUUUACGGAAUGAGUUCUGAAAAUGGGAUUAUACGCGAUAUAGCACCGGCCUUCAGACCCUACGUUCAAAGUGUUUAUCAAGACCUCACUUUAGGUCUAUGCAAAAGUAAAGUAACUGUUGAGAGGUUAUGUGGAUCAUCAUUUGGACAAGAACACCAAUUCAGACUGGUCCUACCAUACUGCUCCAAGAAACUGAAAUGGGAAGUUAUAUUUGAUCUCUCAGCUCCGUGGUUUGCACCAGACUUUAGGUUUGAUGAUGACAGCUUCUUGAAUAAUGUUGAUGAAGACUUUUUGGAGAAACAAAUCCCAAGUCUUGCCUCGUGGGAUGAAAAGAAUCCAAAAUGUUUAAGCAAAGUAUUGUCUGAACUGCUGAGCAUCUACAAGAUUCAUCAGGUAAAAAAACUCAAUGAGGAUGAGAGCUCACGGGCAUACUUUGAAUACAGUGCUUUACUGGGGGAUUCCCUCACCUCGGAGAAUGAUGUGGAGGUGUGGGUGGGGGCUCAUGCUGUGGAGUUUCUGAUCAAACUCAACAUUGAUAUCUCGAGGCUGCCAGAAUUGUACAAUGAGGGGACUGAACAAAACCCUGGCAUUGACUCAGCACUUCUACUGGUGCGGUACCCAAACUCAACAAAUGCUGAAUUAAUACUAUCACCUCUGCUAACCAAGGCAAUCGGAAAUAUCAAUUUGCCACCGAUGCAUCAAACAGGUGUACUGAUGGACUAUGUCCCAAUGGUCACUGAAUUGCUCAACAACAGGAUACAAGGAGUUCUAAGUAACGAAAAGCUAAAGAGAGAUUUACUUGCACAAAUGAUAGUGAGAUAUGAAGGUGCCAUAUUAGAGCAUGAUGCCAAUAGUGCUGCAUUCCUGUUUGAAAUCAACGACUUUCAUUGGAUACUGCAAAUUGACAUAGAUGUUAGUUUUCCAGAUAAGCCACCAGUACUAACUCUCCGAUCGGUCUAUCACUGCAGCAAAGGAAAGCCUAAAUUUAAAGUACUAUCUGCAUGUCCUUACACAAACUUUGAAUUCUACAUUGAACAACAAGUGGAGCAAUUUAAAAACGAAUGUAAAGGCGUACUUAAUAAAGAUUCUAACGAUAAAAAUAAUGAGAAUUUAUAAAGACUUAAGAAAUAAAAACACAUAUUAAACAUCA
Molecule: messenger RNA, 1306 nt
Organism: Plutella xylostella (diamondback moth)
Lineage: Eukaryota; Metazoa; Arthropoda; Insecta; Lepidoptera; Plutellidae
Product: BRISC and BRCA1-A complex member 2
Biological process (GO): double-strand break repair
Cellular component (GO): BRISC complex; BRCA1-A complex
Source: RefSeq, a predicted model, not a curated record